Eutrema salsugineum is the source of this 1436-nucleotide messenger RNA. RefSeq lists its product as uncharacterized. The transcript is spliced from 8 exons. NCBI's taxonomy places the organism in Eukaryota, Viridiplantae, Streptophyta, Magnoliopsida, Brassicales, Brassicaceae. The record is from RefSeq and is a predicted model, not a curated record. Gene Ontology annotation, molecular function: S-adenosylmethionine-dependent methyltransferase activity. The coding region runs from base 121 to 1176 and encodes 351 amino acids.
GGCUUUUUUUUUCGAGAUUGUGGCAUCUUGGCCUCGCGCUCUCACGAAUUUUCUGUGAUUUCUUUUCUUUAAACAGCGAAGAAGCUUCGUGCUCAAUAAGCAGCCACAGAGGCCUAAAAAAUGCCGAUGACGGUUAUCUCCGGUCGAUUCUCACCGGCGCUUCUCCCUAUUAGCUUAUCAAUUUCUCGGGUCCUCAAGUAUGCAGGUCAAAGACGCGCUGUUUUCUUAUCGAGAUCAGCUAACGCCUCUUCUGCUUCCGCCUCCGUCGAGACGAAUUCGAGUGUUGAUUCUGUUGUCGAGAAAGAGAAAAACAGGGGAGAGAAGAACAUUCUAGCUUGUCCCAUCUGUUAUAACUCCUUAGCAUGGAUUAGUCAACCUAAUGGAUUAGUGGAACCUACUGCCUCUGGUACUCAAUUACAAUGCAAUACCUGUAAAAAGAGUUACUCGGGUAAUGAGACGCAUCUUGAUUUGGCUGUGGCUAGUGGAAGCAAUCAAUACAGUGAACCAAUGCCACUUUCAACCGAGUUAUUCAGGACUCCAUUAGUCUCAUUCCUUUACGAGAGGGGUUGGCGUCAGAAUUUCAUAUGGGGUGGUUUUCCAGGACCAGAGAAAGAGUUUGAAAUGGCUAAAGACUACCUGAAGCCUGUUUUGGGAGGCAAUAUCAUUGAUGCCAGUUGCGGAAGUGGGAUGUUCUCGAGAUUAUUCGCUAGAAGCGAGCUGUUUUCUCUGGUGAUAGCCCUUGAUUACUCGGAAAAUAUGCUGCGACAGUGCUACGAAUUCUUAAAUCAAGAAGAAAACGUUACUAACAAAGAGAAAGUAGUUCUGGUCCGAGCAGACAUAGCUAGACUCCCUUUUCUUUCGGGUUCAGUUGACGCCGUCCAUGCUGGUGCUGCGUUGCAUUGCUGGCCUUCGCCAUCAUCAGCCGUUGCAGAGAUAAGUCGUGUUCUGAAACCUGGAGGAGUUUUUGUUGCCACCACGUUCAUUUAUGAUGGUCCCUUCAGUUUUAUCCCGUUCUUGAAGAAUAUUCGUCAGGAAAUAAUGAGAUAUUCAGGUUCUCACAUUUUUCUGAGUGAACGUGAGCUCAAAGAUAUUUGUGGAGCAUGUGGACUCGUUGGCUUCACUUGUGUGAGAAACGGGCCAUUUAUAAUGCUCUCUGCCACAAAACCCAGCAGAUAAGCUAACCCUCUUAUGAAAAGCUUGAAUUCUUGAAAAUAUACACAAGUUUUCUGUUGUUAAAAAUUUGGUAUAUAGUUAUAAAACAUCAUAACAACUCGAAAGAGCAUAUAAUGUAACCUAUCUUGUAAAGCCUUUUGCAAAUUUUCUUACCUAAUAGCUUGUAACUUGGUUUAAACCUGCUUUGCAAAAGGGUCUUCUUGUGAAAACUCGAUGUCUCUGUUAGAAUCAGAAAUGUCACAACGACCAGAGAGAUUAUGUGU